AUGCAUAUGGAUCAUGACGGAUCGGGGUCCGGCCUCCCAUGGCUGGACCAACCAGUCUGGCUACAUUCGUCGCGGGCAGACGAGUGCAAACUGACCCCAGAGCAAUGUGCAUAUCGAAACGGACACUGGCGAUACUGGUACGAAGCAGACCACGUUUUUGCGCUUAACACCGUCUACUUCCUGAUCGCCACGGUCGGCCUGUUCACGAUCUUGCAUGUCCUAUCCCUCUACGCCCCGAGCUCCCUCAGGCGGAGUUACCCCUGGCGAACGGCCACCGCGACGGGCCGCUAUCUUUCGUAUAGAUCUUUUCGAUUGCCCGUUCUGCGGUCCUGGUCGCCCUCGUUGGGCGUGAUCGGGCUGGGAUGUGUGGGGGUUGUGUUUUUUGCUGCGAUGACUUUGGGCCCGAAGCCCUACUACUGGCCGAAUACGACGGAGCUCUCGUAUGGAAGUAGUCCGCCUAUCGCGACGAGGACAGGGUGGAUGGCGCUGGCCUUGCUGCCGUUUGUGUUGGCUCUGAGCACUAAAGCGAAUCUCAUAUCAGCGUUGACUGGCGUAUCACAUGAGAAGCUUCAGGUCUUCCAUCACUGGACCAGCUACGCCAUGUUCGUGCUGGCUCUCAUCCACACGUUCCCCUUCAUCAUCUUCCAUAUCUGGAAGGGCGAUAUGGUCAUGCAGUAUAAGACGAGCAUCGCCUACUGGACGGGCAUCGUGGCCUUGAUCUUUCAGACUUAUUUGACGGUCAUGUCGUUGCCUUCGAUUCGGAAUCGAUACUACGAAUUCUUCAAAGCCACGCACAUCCUCGCCGCUCUCGUCUUCAUCAUUUUCUUCUUUCUGCACUGCGACUUUCGUCUCUCUUCGUGGGACUACUUCAUCGCCACCGGAGCAAUCUACAUCCUCUCCCUCCUCUACGCUCAAAUCCGCACCCACCUGAUCCACGGCCGCCACACGGCCACCAUCUCCCCCCUCCCCUGCGGUCUCCUCCGCAUCACCAUCCCCACCGUCACGCUCACCACCUGGCGACCCGGCCAACACCUCUUCCUGCGCUUCCUCUCGCCGGGCAAACUCGGCCUGCACGCCCUCACCGCGCACCCGUUCACCAUCGCCUCACUAGCCCACGACCCAGAUACCUUAGGAAAGCCCUCGCAGUUGGUGUUCUUCGUUCGUCCGCAUAAUGGCCUCACGGCACGGUUGGAGUCGUUGGCGAAACACGCGACGGGUGGGUUCUGGAGGUGUACGGUGCUUUUGGAAGGGCCGUAUGGUGGGACUGGGACUGGGGUUGCGGUUGCGGGGCUCGGUGAUGCUGGUGGUGCUCAUGCUGAUACUGAAGCCGAUAGCACGAUUGUCGUGGCGGGUGGUUCGGGCGGCGGGUUCGCGUUGGGUAUGUUGGCUGAAGCCUUGAGGUUGAGAUCUUCUUCAUCCUCCGGGCGAGCGAGUGGACCGGUGAAAGUGGUGUUUGCGUGUCGGUCGACGGCCAUGGCGCGGUGGUUUCGGGAGGAGAGUGAGGCUUUGAUUUCAUCUUUUUCAUCUGCUUCGUCUGGGGGGUUGAAGCAGGUGGGAAUUGUGGUGGUGGAUAUUCACGAUACAUCGGCCUCUGCCUCCUCGUCUACCUCUCCUUCUUCUUCCUCGUCUCUUUAUCAGGGCAAGCAAGGCCACGCACAGACUCAGGGCGAUGGAACCAGCGAACCAGACCUCGGAAGAAACAAAGAGCUAGAACCGGACAUCGAGCUCCUUACUCACGACGACACAGACACCGACAAGAAGAACACAGGAAGACGAAUGAAUCACGAGACGCAGAUGCAGACGGGGUUGUUCUACGCCGGACGGCCGGAUCUUCCGGCGCGGAUUGCAGAGGUCCUGGAGCAGGAGAAGAGGAAAAAGGUGGCGAUCUAUGCGUGUGGACCGGCCUCGAUGCUCUUUGAUGUGCAGAAUGCGGCGGCCGAUGCGCAGCGACGGGGGGAUGGGAGAGAGGUGGUUUUGCAUACGGAGACGUUUUCGUGGUGA
This is a messenger RNA of Aspergillus affinis, 2001 nucleotides long. RefSeq lists its product as uncharacterized. The record is from RefSeq and is a predicted model, not a curated record. Gene Ontology annotation, cellular component: plasma membrane. Gene Ontology annotation, molecular function: ferric-chelate reductase activity. The coding region runs from base 1 to 2001 and encodes 666 amino acids. Lineage: Eukaryota; Fungi; Ascomycota; Eurotiomycetes; Eurotiales; Aspergillaceae. The transcript is spliced from 7 exons. Gene Ontology annotation, biological process: iron ion transport; copper ion import; intracellular iron ion homeostasis.